AUGAUAGACCAAAGCUACCCUUCCUCUCGGGCUUGCUGCACGUCCCUACAUUUUGGACUACGGUCUCCCAAAGAGCCUAUUUGUCAAAAUUUCACAGUUUCGUCUAAGGGGUGGCCAUCUAACCAACAAAGCUAUCUUCAUUUCAGCAAGGAGAUUCGGGUCAUUUCCCGAAGAAAAGGGUGGUCUUUCUCUUCACUCAAGACCAUAAUUUCACAGAGAAGAGAAGAAAGGGAAAAAACAAGAAGAAAAGAAUCUCAUCAAGUACAAAUCAGAAUUCUCAUAGUCGUUGCUUAUCAAAUGGGUGCUCUUAAAGCCAUGCUUCUCUACUUGAUUAUACACCAGACAUGGAAGAUCACCGCUGAUGAUGAGGAAUGGAAGUCUGCCACUGCAACAUACGUUAAGGAAACAAAUGGAUCGAUCGUUGUAGAAGGUGCUUGUGGGUAUGCGGACCUUCACAAGGCCACCUAUGGAAAGUACAGUGCUGGACUAAGUAGCAUGCUGUUCAACAGAGGGAGUACCUGUGGGGCUUGCUUCGAGGUCAGAUGUGUCGACCACAUCUUAUGGUGCCUGCAGGGUAGCCCCUCGGUCAUUCUCACUGCAACAGAUUUCUGUCCUCCAAAUUACGGGCUUUCGGCGGAUUAUGGUGGCUGGUGUAAUUUCCCGAAAGAACACUUCGACAUGUCAGAGGCAGCAUUUACUGAAAUCGCAGAGAAAAAAGCCGAUAUUGUGCCAGUUCAACACAGAAGGGUGAAGUGUGAAAGAAGGGGUGGGCUGAGAUUCACAGUGAGUGGAAAUUUUCACUUCUAUCAAGUCCUGAUCUCCAAUGUGGGGUUGGAUGGUGAGGUGAUUGCUGUGAAAGUGAAGGGUUCGAAAACAGCAUGGAUACCUAUGGCAAGAAACUGGGGACAAAACUGGCAAUCUAAUGUCAACCUUAUUGGACAGCCUCUAUCUUUCGAGGUUACAACCAGCAGCAGAAAAACACUCACAUCUUACAAUGUUGCACCAGCAAACUGGCAAUUCGGUCAGACAUUUGAAGGCAAACAAUUCUAGUGUGAGAGGCUUUUAGGCUCGAGGCAUAGGUUCACACUUCCCUUUUGCUUAGAAUGACUAAAAUUCUCUUGCUAUGUGAUGAAGUUGGUUCUUGGUCAAAAGAAGGUAAGAAAGUUGUAAAAGAAAGUUGGGAAAAAAAAGAAAUGCAAGGUCCCAGUUUUGUCUCUUUACGUGCUUUUGAGAGUAGAAAGUUAACUGCUCUUGAAAUGUGUAACUACUAAAAUGUUUAAGGUUUAUAUUCACUUCAAAAGACAAGAGAAAAGUUUAAGAUA
Messenger RNA from Populus trichocarpa (black cottonwood), 1322 nucleotides. Its product is annotated as expansin-A20. NCBI's taxonomy places the organism in Eukaryota, Viridiplantae, Streptophyta, Magnoliopsida, Malpighiales, Salicaceae. The transcript is spliced from 3 exons. The record is from RefSeq and is a predicted model, not a curated record. The coding region runs from base 1 to 1050 and encodes 349 amino acids. Gene Ontology annotation, cellular component: extracellular region. Gene Ontology annotation, biological process: plant-type cell wall organization.